UGAACCUGAUUCUCUCCUCAAUCAUUUUAACUUUUGGUCCUGCGAUGCUCAAAAAGUCUUACUAAUCCAACUAAUUUGCUUGUAGAUGAAACAGAGUCAGAGAAAGACUUAAGUUUCAUUUCUGAAAUCAAGAACCAUCAUUAUUCGUCACCAGACAAACAAGUGAUUUAAUCAUUUGUCAAAAGCCUUCUAAUCAUCCAUACCCUUUUGUCAAAAAUCAAAACUUUGGUGGAGGUUUCAAUAGCUUUUUGCUCCUUUGUGUUGUUCUUGUUAUUGUCUUGUCUCUCACUUGUUCGAUCUUAUGUCUCUGUGAAGCUAUGGUGCUAAGACUCUUUAAAGUUUUGAUUUUUAUUAGAAUCCUUCUCUGUCUUAUAAACAUUGCUUCAUCUUCAAUUUAACCCAUUUCUUUUUAUUUAAUAUAUUUCUUAUUCCGAGGAGUUUUCUUGUUUCUGACAAAUAAAAACGUUUCCUUUUCUUCUCUCUCUCUCUCUCUGCUUUGAACUUACAUUAAUCAAUUCUAUCUGUCCUGAGUUUUAUGACAACUCAAGUUGUCUUCUUGUUCAGAGUUCUGUAGUAUAGUUUAUAAAUAAUGUAAAGUUUAUUGUUCUUUUAUCUUUGUUCCUAACUACCAUUCUUACAUUGGAUACGUUGAGUUGUUGUCGUUGUCUCCAUUCCACUCCCACUUCCCUCUUUUGUUUUUUCUUUGGAUCUCGUUUCAGGUCAGCUUAAGGAAAAGAAAAAAAAAAUGUUAAUUUCAGCUGAGAAAGGAGAGAUCUUGAUCCCUCAAUCUCCAGUUAGCUCAAUGUCAGUUCUUGAAUCUAUUGAAUCGCCACAACAUGUUGUUCCUUUGGUCUACACUGAUGUUAAUGUUGUUCCUGAGCAUGAAAGGAAUGAGCUUGAUAAGUCAAUAUCAAACCUUGAAGAGGAAGUUUUGGAAUUGAAGUCAAAGCUUAAGUCAUUGGAUGAAAAGAGAAGAGAUGUUCUGAAUAAGAUCAUAGACACUAAAGGAAGUAUACGUGUGUUUUGUAGAGUUAGGCCAUUUCUAUUGACUGAAAGGAGACCAAUUAGGGAACCUGUUUCCUUUGGACCAGAUAAUGUUGUUGUUAGAUCUGCUGGAACUCGAAAGGAGUUUGAGUUUGAUAAGGUUUUCAAUCCAUCAGCAACUCAAGAAGACGUUUUCGGAGAAGUGAAACCGAUUCUUAGAUCUGCUCUCGAUGGUCACAACGUAUGUGUCUUGGCGUAUGGUCAAACUGGGACAGGCAAGACUUUCACCAUGGAUGGCACGAACGAGCAACCAGGGCUUGCUCCUAGAGCUAUUAAAGAGCUUUUCAAUGAAGCUUCAAUGGAUCAUACACAUUCUGUGACAUUUACAAUGAGUAUGUUGGAAAUCUACAUGGGAAACCUGAAGGAUCUGUUGUCUGCAAGACAGUCUUUGAAGUCAUAUGAAGCCUCAGCUAAAUGCAACCUCAAUAUUCAAGUAGACUCAAAGGGCUCAGUUGAAAUUGAGGGUUUGACUGAAGUGGAAGUACCGGAUUUUACAAAAGCUAGAUGGUGGUACAACAAAGGGAGACGAGUCAGAUCAACUUCUUGUACAAAUGUAAACGAAACUUCGAGCAGAUCUCAUUGUUUAACAAGGAUCACAAUCUUUCGUCGUGGGGAUGCUGUGGGGUCAAGAACUGAAGUUAGCAAGCUUUGGAUGAUAGAUCUCGGAGGAAGCGAGAGGCUCUUGAAAACCGGAGCUAUAGGGCAAACUAUGGAUGAAGGAAGGGCCAUAAACCUCUCACUUUCCUCUCUUGGAGAUGUGAUUGCAGCGUUAAGGAGAAAGAAAGGACAUGUGCCUUACAGAAACAGCAAGCUAACUCAAAUUCUUAAAGAUUCUCUAGGUACUAAAUCAAAGGUUCUGAUGCUUGUGCACAUAAGUCCACGUGAUGUAGAUGUUGGUGAAACAAUUUGCUCUUUGAGCUUUACGAAACGCGCGAGAUCUGUAGAAUCUAACAGAGGAUUAACAGAAGAACUACAAAAGCUAAGAGAAAAGAAAAUAUCAGAACUGGAAGAGGAAAUGCAAGAAACUCAAGAAAAUUGUAAGAAGAUCAAAGCGCGGUUACAGGAAGUAGAGUGUCUGCUUAAUGAAAACAAGAAACUCUCUUGGAUCACCAGUGAUAAGCACUUAGAAGACGUCGAAAAGAAAGUCAUUUCGCCAUUAGAUCAUUUCAAAGAGACCGACGCAACCCCAAAAUCAUCUGAUAAACUUGUCAAAAUAAGCAAGAGUUCGGGGUUUGUCCCACGUUUCAUGACUUCAACUGUUGCUAGUCGCCAAAGGCAAACAAUGUCAGAGAAAGAAAUCAGUGCAAAAACACAGAGCAUACGAUCAGUGGCUACAAAUCUUACUCAGUUCUCCACUUCUCAGUCUUUUAGCCUCUCUGACUCACGCAGCAGAGUUCUCCUUAGAAGAUCAUACACAAAACCGCUUCAAGCUGUAGCUAACAGUGGAACACCAGAAACGCCUAAAAGGUAUAUUGAAGAUAGUUCUUUACUUAAAAAGAAUAUGACUGAUACUUCUUCGCCAAGGUCAAGGAGUAAGAUGGUUACUUCAUCAGAUCCAAAUGUGAGAGCUAAACUGUGUCAUCACAGAAGAAGAAUGUCAAGCUUGACAUGAUCUAACAGUGAUCAGUCAAGAAACAGGUCUUUCAUCUUUCUUUGACAUCUCUUGUGAAAGUGCUGAGUUUCUUUUUUUCCUCCAUUGAUUAGACUUCUGGUUUGAGCCUGAGUAGGAUGAGGCAGUGUCCUCCUAAUGGUCUGAUUUUAAGACCAUUUGAACUUGUGGAGUUUGCAGUUCUGGUUUUAAAAGGAUACAGCCCUCAAGUUACAUUUUUUAACAUCUGAGAGCAUGCCUAUGUGUUUUGCUUGUGACUGUUUCUUUGAAAAACUUCUUUGGGUUGGUGAUAGUUUGACAUUGAAUGCUUUUUAUGGGGUUCACAGAAACUGGAUCAUAAUUAAUAUUCCAGAUUCUAUCUUCUUUGGAUGGUUCAGAGAGAUGUGUGAAAGGGUUUCAGGUUUUUAUUUUGUCAUCUUUUGAAGUUUAUUGUGAAUUUUACUUCACUGUAUGUUUGUAACAACUCUUUAUAUAUACUAUUGGAUACAUUAAUGGGUAAUAGUAAUUCUUUUA
Messenger RNA from Capsella rubella, 3166 nucleotides. RefSeq names its product kinesin-like protein KIN-14U. The coding region runs from base 746 to 2656 and encodes 636 amino acids. Gene Ontology annotation, biological process: microtubule-based movement. The transcript is spliced from 10 exons. Gene Ontology annotation, molecular function: ATP binding; microtubule motor activity; microtubule binding. The record is from RefSeq and is a predicted model, not a curated record. NCBI's taxonomy places the organism in Eukaryota, Viridiplantae, Streptophyta, Magnoliopsida, Brassicales, Brassicaceae.